AUGGCGAAGAACGUCUUUGCCGUUCAAGUUUUCUUUAUCGUCUUUCGCGAGUGUUUGGAAGCUGUUAUUAUCAUCUCGGUUCUUUUGUCCUUCCUCAAACAAUGUCUCGGUAGACCAGACCAGGAUCAGGCCAUCUAUAAACGCCUGGUCAGGCAAGUAUGGCUAGGCUCUAUCGCAGGCAUCAUCAUCUGUCUCAUCAUUGGUGGUGCCUUCAUUGGAGCAUUUUAUGGCCUCGGCAAAGAUAUCUGGUCAAAGUCUGAGGAUCUCUGGGAAGGCAUUUUUUAUCUGAUUGCCACCAUCAUCAUCUCAUUCAUGGGACUUGCACUCCUGAGAAUUAACAAAAUGAAAGACAAGUGGCGUGUCAAGAUCGCACAAGCCUUGGCCGAGAAGUCAACCCAAUCGACUAAGUCAACUACGUGGCUCGGCGACUGGUCCAGAAGGCACGUCAUGUUCAUCCUGCCGUUCAUCACCACCCUGCGAGAAGGUGUUGAGGCCGUGGUUUUCGUGGGAGGCGUGUCUCUCAGCUUGCCUGCGACGGCCUUCCCUCUCCCAGUUAUUUGCGGCAUCAUUGCUGGUCUCGCCGUCGGCUUCUUCAUUUACCGCGGUGGCAACCUCAUGUCCAUUCAAAUCUUCCUCAUUGCCUCUACCAGCGUUUUGUAUCUGAUUGCCGCUGGCAUGUUCUCCAAGUCCGUAUGGAGUCUACAAUAUCAUACCUUCGCCCAGCGUGUAGGAAGCGAUGUGGCUGAACUUGGAGACGGAAAUGGCUCAUACGACAUCACCGAGACCGUCUGGCACGUCAACUGCUGCAAUCCCGAGACAGACAACGGUUGGGAUGUCUUCAACUCCAUCCUUGGCUGGCAAAACACUGCCACUUAUGGCUCCGUCAUCGCUUACAAUGUGUAUUGGGCAUUUUUGGUCUUGACGGUCUCUUUCCUCUUGUAUGAGGAGAAGACUGGAUCGCUGCCUUUGAAGAACCAAUUUUUGAGUGUCAUGUCCAAGGUUCCGGGACUCAGUGGAUGGGUCGCAAAGAAACGUGCAAAGGAUCAGACCGUCAAUGAGCAUGAGGUCUUCCGACAGGUCCAAGCCGCAGGACUUCUCAGAGAGUAG
Molecule: messenger RNA, 1107 nt
Organism: Trichoderma virens Gv29-8
Lineage: Eukaryota; Fungi; Ascomycota; Sordariomycetes; Hypocreales; Hypocreaceae
Exons: 1
Coding region: 1-1107 (368 amino acids)
Biological process (GO): iron ion transmembrane transport
Cellular component (GO): plasma membrane; high-affinity iron permease complex
Molecular function (GO): ferrous iron transmembrane transporter activity
Source: RefSeq, a predicted model, not a curated record